AUGGGCGCGUUACUCCACAGCUCCAAUGAAACGACGCACUUGGCACUCCAAGCCCUUGCAACAAUCACAAGCUACCCCGUUGGCGCGCAGGCGUUCAUGGCACUCGAUGACGUGAGCGCCCUCGUGGAGGUGGCACCCACGCAUCCCGAAGCACUGCAGACUCUAAAGCUUGCGUGGCUUAACGCUCCUAUCUCGUCUUCGGGGCAAGCCGAAACUACCAAAAAGAUCAACGUGACUAUGCAGCAGCUAGUUUCCUCUUUCAAAGGAACAGAUGGCGUUACCCUCCUAGACUUUGUUGGGUCAUAUCUCCAACAUGCUGAUCCGGCUAUUUUACCGCAGAACCCUCGGUGGUCGGCCUAUGUCAACGCCUCGGCGGCUUUGCUUCAAGUGUACCCCGCAAAGGCAUCCGCCAUGCUUUUCGCGUCGCAGCCGACAGAGGAGAAGUCUCUGCCGUAUCUCUUGAUCAGUCUUGUUCUAAUCGACAUACGCUCAUCCUGUCCCACUCUGCUUGAAAAACUCAAUAGCCCCGGUUACGACAUACUCUCGCGGCGGCUCACAUCGGGGUUCGACAUCGUGUCGAGUUUCAUUGGCUACUUGAUUCGGAGCCUCGAUGAUGAGGAUUCACCUCUGUUCAUGGAACCGAAUCUACUACUCAAACUACGCAAAUCCAUAUCAGAGACCGUUUCAGUGACACUUGAAUACCUUCGGGAUCGAUGGGACGCUUCCGUUGCGGGUGCCAUGGGUUUACACCCAGACGCGAGGACGGGCACGACAGCAACGUCAAAAGGCUCUCAUCUGACUGUAGCAUGGGAUUCCGCAAAAGAUAACGUGGAAGAGGAUCCGCUGGUACUCGCCGCCGUCAGGGCGCUGGCGAUCUGGAUCCGGGAGGACGACAGCAGCGUUCUACGCAACGAAGCCUCUGGGCUGCUUGAUAUGCUCUUGGAUCUUUAUAAAUCAAGCCUCUUAACGAGAUACGAUUUUCGGCCCGCAGUCCUAGUUGCCUUGGAAGGUGUGCUAGCCGUCAAGACAGGCAAAGACGUCUUUUUCCAAAACGAGGGAUGGGACGUCCUCGCAAAGGAUUCCCUUGGCAUAUUGCAGCGAACCACAAAAGAAGUCAAUGAACCGGAUGCCUCUAGAGGAAUUGAGAUUGUUCGCAUCCUCCUGUCCCUCGCCGAAGAAGAAGCGUCGGGCACCCGGGAAGGCUGGAUGGACGUCAUAACCGGCGUUGCCGCAUGGGACGUGCCUGACGUCGAACAGCCCCUCAUGGUGCGAGAAUUCCAGCUUGCCGCCCUGCAAUUGUGCGCCACCCUCCUCGCACGUGCGAGCGCUGGGCUGAGAAAGAGGUAUUCGCAUUCGAUGAGUGCCAUAAUCGGGGUAGCAAAUCAGCUCCGAAGACACCUCCCGAGCGACGAGGAGCUAGAGGAACAGCUCGAGGAUGUACUUGUGACCCUAUCAAGCCUUCGGUAA
Molecule: messenger RNA, 1467 nt
Organism: Parascedosporium putredinis
Lineage: Eukaryota; Fungi; Ascomycota; Sordariomycetes; Microascales; Microascaceae
Source: the annotation of a GenBank genome assembly